Leguminivora glycinivorella is the source of this 3632-nucleotide messenger RNA. It is a transcript of the gene Zip48C, whose product is annotated as zinc transporter ZIP11. Gene Ontology annotation, biological process: zinc ion transmembrane transport. Gene Ontology annotation, molecular function: zinc ion transmembrane transporter activity. Bases 115 to 1176 code for a protein of 353 amino acids. Gene Ontology annotation, cellular component: membrane. The transcript has 7 exons. The record is from RefSeq and is a predicted model, not a curated record. NCBI's taxonomy places the organism in Eukaryota, Metazoa, Arthropoda, Insecta, Lepidoptera, Tortricidae.
GUAUAUAAAUAGGACAUGUUUAGCUGCACUUAAUUUAAAAACAUCUCGUGUGGAAGAGAUGAACAACCAGGAGUACUUAAUAAGCAAAGUAGUUACUUAAAGACAUAAUUCAAGAUGAUUGAAGGGUACGGGGCAGUGACCCAGGCCCUUUUGGGGACACUAUUGACGUGGGGGCUCACGGCAGCCGGCGCUUCUUUAGUAUUUUUUGUACGAGGAAAACAGAGAAAACUUCUAGAUGUUUCACUUGGUUUUGCCGCCGGUGUCAUGACUGCGGCAUCAUACUGGUCGCUCUUGGACCCAGCCAUAACACUUUGUGAGAAGCAAGGGAUAUAUGGCAAAUAUUCUUUCCUGCCAGUUGCUGCAGGGUUCCUACUUGGAGCUGUAUUUGUAUUUGGAACAGAUGUGUUCUUAGACUAUUUGGGGCUCAAUUCAGCAAACAUGAUGAUGUCCAUAACAAAAAGUAAAGAAGGAAAAGAGAAACUAGAAGACUUAGAAAUGAUGACGGCGCUGAACCGCCCGGCGGUGCCUACGAGCGUAGUCACGUUAGACCCGGUGCAGCCCAGUGACUUCGCUGACUGUAUCAACAGCCAGCACUCGGCGCAGCGGCGGCGGCACCACCACUCACAUCACUCGCUCUCAAAGCCAACUGAGAACGGCGAUGGCGACCGCCGCGACAGCCACCAGCGAUCGCUGGAAGCGCGACAAUCGCAGUGGAAACGCAUCAUGUUGCUAGUAGUCGCUAUCACCGUACACAACAUUCCUGAGGGGCUCGCUGUGGGCGUGUCCUUCGGAGCAGCGGCGGCCAGUGAUGACGUCGCUAACUCCUUCCAUGUCGCCAGGACACUAGCCCUGGGCAUUGGCAUCCAGAACUUCCCAGAGGGCUUGGCGGUUAGUUUGCCGCUGCAGGCCGCGGGAUUCUCCACAUGGAGGGCGUUUUGGUACGGCCAGCUGUCCGGCAUGGUGGAGCCUGUGUUCGGCGUGCUGGGCGCGGUGGCGGUGGCGGCGGCCGAGCCCGCGCUGCCCUACGCGCUGGCCUUCGCCGCCGGCGCCAUGAUAUACGUCGUCGCCGACGACAUCAUCCCUGAAGCCAACGCCUCAGGCAACGGCAAGCUGGCGACGUGGGGCUGCAUCGCGGGCUUCAUGGUGAUGAUGUGCCUGGACGUGGGGCUCGGCUAACGGCCCACCUCCGCGACUCCUCAACGCGACCACGGCUCGAGAUCACUGUAAAGCGCAAGACAAACUGAAACUUACAGCAAAAAGUAUGGAAUUGAUAUAUAUACAUUUUAUAUGUAGGUAUGAUCUGUCGUUGUUGGCAAUCAUUCGGCCUUGUUGAUAAGCGCGGGAACCGCCUAUGUAGGCCUACAACACCAGAGGUACUCGCGCGUUACCAACCCUUAUAUUAUAUCUCACCCUCGUUUAGCUUUCUCUCUGCCUGAAAUAUCAGAAACAGAAAAUCUUUGUUAAAUGUUAGUGAUAUGUGGCAUACGGUUACAUACCUAAUUUUUCUGCCCGCCGCAAUGAAAAGCGGACAUUAUCAGCGUACAUCACUAAACGAAUUUGUCUUUUUCCGGCUCCAUCAAAAAUAAUGUUAAUAAAUAAAAAAUCUGAGGCCACACACCUACCUACUUCCCGUUGAGAUAAAUAUCAGUAAUCUAAGACAUUUCUUACUUUACCUAGGACAGGUAUGUAAUAUACCUACUAUUUCAGCGUGCGUAGCCGAAUGCACAAACGCUCACGAAACGAAACGCUCGUAGAUAUCUAUCUCUAUCGCUCUUGCUUAUUGGCGCGACAGAGCCAGAUUACCUUUCGCGGCGUUUCGUUUUCGUUUCGCGUCGUGGAAAUGCCAUUCAGCUACGAGGCCAGUUUCUUUUGCGCUUUAUAAAUUCCUCCUGCUGACGCCCUUGGAUCCCAAUAUCUGUGUACCAAAUAAACUGGGCCUGUGAGUUGGUUUAUCUGGCCAUUGCUUUAUAAAUAUUAGUUCAAAUGUUAGUGAUACUUUUUUAUGGUAUUAUAAUCCUAUGCUCAUCUUCAGUUACAUCGUCAACACUUCACUGUCGCAUGUGUUCUCAUUUUUGCAACUAGGUUGUUCUUCACAUAGUAAUUUCAGAAAUUUCAGGAGUAACGAUAACUUGAAUUUAGUCGUAUUGCUCUGCAAUGGACAAUAACGGUCUGAAAAACAUGAUGAUCGUAAAUAAAACGUGCACUUUGUUUCAUUUUGAAUUGGAUAUACUUAAUUAAAUAUAUCUUAUUAGAUGUAGAUUCAGAAAGUUAUAUAGGCACUAACACAUAAUAAUUUAUUUACUUAUAUGUAUUACCUACUUAAAGUAUUCAAAGCUGCCAUAGUCAACCAAUCAUUAUCUUCGUGGAUCUAAUGUUUUUCGGCUAACGCAAUACAUAAUGUAAAUGCAACAAUACGAUAUUCCUUGUAAAUAUGUACGAUAAAAUAAUGUUAAUUAAGGUACUGCCAACAAUUGAUAUCAAUUAAUAAAUGUAAAUUUAAGAAUGCCAGAGUUUGCGGUUUUACACGAAAUUCGAAUCGCUGCACGCUAUCAGGACCUGACUUAGUUCCGAGUAAUCUAAAUAGGUGAUUCCCACAGUAAUUUGACCGCCGAUACAGUGUAAACAAAUUGUUGUAACUAGUGGCUCUGUGAGCUGAGCCUCAGAACCAUGAAUUUCUGACGUUUUGGAAUACAUUGCUCGAUAGCGUUAACUUCACGGAAAAUUACAUUAUAGGUACAUAUUUAGAAAGAGAAUAGUGUUCAGGUACGUCAUACACCUAAACGCUUAUGCUAUCGAGUAGCGUUUUAUAGAACGUUAAAGACUCAUGGUAUAGCCUCUGCCUCGCGAUGCGCUUAUAAAACGAAAAAGGUGACGUAAAUGCAGUUCAUCGAUUCAAUUAACCACGCUAUUGGCGCUUUAUGAAAAUUAUUGCAUUCUGGAAAAAUCCAAAUCUGUAUUGACAACCAAACAUUUAAUCAUAGAACCCGGGUCACCAAAUUUCACGAGAAUCAGUUAAGAAUUGUGGAAGAGAACUCAAUAGCAAUUGCCCGAUUUAAACCGUAGACUUAUCUCCACUAUCAACCGGAUUUGGCUUCGGUCAACUAGAUGGAAAACACUAAUAAAAUCGAAUACUUACAUAGUUUCAUAAAACGUCAUGUUAAAAUUUUAUCAAAUAUUACUGUGCGAUACCUAUUCACAUUUUAGUAGGUACUUAUUUAGGAUGAGAUCAACAAUCUUUUAUCCCUUUUACACAUAAAUCAACUGCCUAAUUAUGGUAAUUAUCCUGGUAGAAUAGUUACAAGUAUGCUAAAAGGAAAUGAAAUGCGGCGAUAUCCAUAUUAUCCAUGUAUGUAUUUUUGUAUGGCUGCUUCUGAUAUCUACUUAAUUCGGUAACUAUUACUUUUCCUCAUACAUAUUUUAGUGCCGGUACGCAGCAGCGUGUUAACCAAUUGAAUCAUUGUAUGUACCUACUUAUUUUAAGUAAAUUAAUGUUAAAACUUUAAUUUUUAUCUGGUCUUUGCCCAGUAGUGGGAAACAGUAGUUACGACUUUGCGUGCAAUGAAGAAAAGAUGCUAGUGUUAUUUAUAGCUAAAGCCUUUUACUGAUGUCCUUUUGCCAUAAAAUCCACAAUA